CCCGGCGCCGUGCCGAAGCCGCCCGCCUAGUGGCCCGCAGUCAUUAUCGCCGAGGCUGGGAAUCGCUCAGACUGAUCCAGCUCGACAGCGCGGCGUCAGCCAGCAUCAGCCGGAUACGGGACCGCGGGUUCUUAAACUAGUGGCAAACGUAACCCCGUUUGGAUGUUACAAGAGACAAGGAGAUACAGUUCAGACUCUGUAUGGAAAAACCCUCUUGCCGUGAAGGAACCCGUUUUGAUUUGUUGGGACGCUCUCCUUGGAGUGACAAAGUAUGUUUAACCUGAUCAAGAAGGACAAGGAGAAGGAUGUGGGGAGGAAGGAGAAGCGGGAUAAGAAGGACAAGAAGGAACGGAUGUCAGCAGCGGAGCUGAAGAGCUUGGAGGAGAUGAGUAUGCGGAGGGGGUUCUUUAACCUCCACCGCAGCUCCAAGCGGGAGUCUAAGAACAAGCUGGAGAUCUCCAAUCCCAUCCCCAUCAAGGUGGCCAGCAGCACCGAGCUCAGCCUGACGGACAUCGACUCGGACAGCCUCAGCAACCGGGGCAGCAUGGUCUUAGACAUGGGUCAGCUGAGCGCGGCCAGCUCCAGUGACGACCUCAAGGGGGACGUGGCCCACGACGGCCCCCGGGGCUCCGUCAGGGAACGGGCGGCCCGCUUUGGCUCUCUGGCCAAGCAAAACUCGCAGGUGGGUCAGAUCAUGAAGCGAUUCUCCUUCUCCCAGAGGAGCAAAGAGGAGAGUCCCUCAGAGGGUUCCACACCUUCGGGGCAGAACUCCGCAGCCCCCUCCCCGCAGGUGGAGGCCAAGGUCUUUGAUCCGCAGCGUAAGCAGAACCUCCAGCUGCAGACUGUCGAUUGGGUCCCGCCUGCGAAGAGGGUAAGGAUCCCAGAGGUGGUGGACAAGACGUUUGCGGCCGACCUGCGGUUGCCGCAUGUGGUGCCUCCCCAGACCCCUGAGGCGCGGGAGCUGGAGCUCCAGCGCCGCAACACAGGCGACUUCGGCUUCUCCCUGCGCCGCACCACCAUGCUGGACCGUGGCGCCGAUGGCACUGUCUACCGCCGCGUGGUCCACUUCGCUGAGCCUGGUGCCGGAACCAAGGACCUGGCGCUGGGGCUGGUCCCGGGUGACCGGCUAGUGGAGAUCAACGGACGCAACGUAGAGAAUAAGACCCGAGAUGAGAUUGUGGAGAUGAUCCGGCAGUCGGGCGACUCAGUGCGGCUGAAGGUGCGACCCAUCCUGGAGCUGAGCGAGCUGAGCAGGAGCUGGCUGAGGAACAGCGAGGGGUUACGCAGAGAGGCGCUCGAUGUGAAGACGGAGGAGCAGAUUGCCGCAGAGCAGGCAUGGUAUGGCUCGGAGAAGAUGUGGCUGGUCCACAAGGAUGGCUUCUCCCUGGCGACUCUGCUGAAGACGGAGCCGGGCAGCCUGCCAGAGGGGAAGGUGAAGGUCAAGCUGGAGCACGACGGCACGAUACUGGACGUGGAUGAAGAUGAUGUGGAGAAGGCAAACCCCCCGUCAUUUGACCGUGUAGAGAACCUCGCCUCCCUCCAGUACCUGAAUGAGUCAAGCGUCAUGCACUCGCUGCGGCAGCGUUACGGAGGAAACCUCAUCCACACGUACGCUGGACCCAGCAUGGUGGUCAUCAACCCUGUUAGCGCCCCCUCCAUCUACUCCGAGAAGGUGAUGCACAUGUUCAAGGGCUGUCGGAGAGAAGACACAGCCCCCCACAUCUAUGCCGUGGCCCAGACAGCCUACAGGAACCUUUUGACCACGCGCCAGGAUCAGUCCAUCGUGCUGCUGGGCAAGAGCGGCAGUGGCAAGACCACUAACUCCCAGCACCUGGUGCAGUACCUGGUCUCCAUCGCCGGCAGCACUGGCAAGAUCUUCUCUGCUGAGAAGUGGCAGGCUGUGUACACCAUCCUGGAGGCCUUUGGGAACAGCGCCACCUCCAUGAAUACCAACGCCAGCCGAUUCUCCCAGAUCGUCUCCCUGGACUUCGACCAAGCCGGCCAGGUGGCAUCGGCCUCCAUCCAGACCAUGCUGCUGGAGAAGCUGCGCGUCUCCAGGCGCCCAGAGGGAGAAUCUACCUUCAACGUCUUCUACUACAUGAUGGCGGGCGCAGACAGCACGCUCAGGACGGAGCUGCACUUCAACCACUUCGCCGAGACCAGCGCCUUUGGAAUCGUGCCUCAGUCCAAGCCUGAGGACAAGCAGAAGGCUGCCCAGCAGUUUACCAAGCUCCAGGCCGCUAUGAAAGUGCUAGGCAUCUCGUCUGAGGAGCAGAAGGCUGUGUGGCUCAUCCUGGGGGCUAUAUACCACCUGGGGGCCGCAGGGGCCACAAAAGAGGCAGACGAAGCUGGACGAAAGCAGUUUGCACGCCACGAAUGGGCCCAAAAGGCGGCCUACCUGCUGGGCUGCAGUCUGGAGGAGCUCUCCUCCUCCAUAUUCAAGCACCAGCACAAGGGCUCCCUCCCGAGGUCCACCUCCUUCCGGCAGGGCCCAGACGACUCGGCGUCCGGGGAUGGCUCAGGACCCAAGAUCACAGCCCUGGAGUGUCUGGAGGCGAUGGGUUCCAGCCUGUAUUCUGAAGUUUUCACUCUCCUCAUCUCCCUCGUCAAUCGUGCCCUGAAGUCCAGCCAGCACUCCCUGUGUUCGCUGCUGAUCGUGGACACGCCGGGCUUCCAGAACCCGCGGCUGACCAAGCGCGAGCGCGGCGCCACCUUCGAGGAGCUGUGUCACAACUACACACAGGAGCGACUGCAGACGCUGUUCCACGAGCGCACCUUCGUGCAGGAGUUAGAACGUUACAAGGAGGAAAACAUAGAGCUUGCCUUGGAUGAGCUUGAGUCCAGUACGUCUCGCUCUGUAGCUGCUGUAGACCAAACGUCAGCUCAAGCACUGGUGCGCACUCUGGCCCGGACAGACGAGGCACGGGGGCUGCUCUGGCUCAUGGAGGAGGAGGCGCUGCAGCCCGGGGGCUCCGAGGACACGCUUCUAGAGCGUCUCUUCAGCUACUACGGCCCAGCCGAAGGAGAGGACAAGGGGAAAGGUCAAAGCUUGCUGUUGAAGAGCGAGAAGCCGCGUCACUUCCUGAUGGGCCACAGCCACGGGACAGACUGGGUGGAGUAUGACGUCCUGGGCUGGCUCAACCAUGCCAAGCAGAACCCCGCCUCCCUGAAUGCCGCCACGCUGCUGCAGGACUCCCAGAAGAAGAACAUCAGCAGCCUGUUCAUGGGCCGCACCGGUGGGCCCACGGUGCUCUCGGGCUCCAUCGCCGGCCUGGAGGGUGGCUCCCAGCUGGCUCUUCGCCGGGCCACCAGCAUGAGGAAGACCUUCACCACCGGCAUGGCUGCCGUCAAGAAGAAGUCGCUCUGCAUCCAGAUCAAGCUGCAAGUGGAUGCGCUCAUCGAUACCGUGAGGAGGUCCCGAGUCCACUUCGUGCACUGCUUGUUGCCCAAGGCGUUCGCACUGAGCGGGGAGCUCCGAGUGCAGGGUGGGCCGUCUCCCCGCUCCGCCGAGGGCGAGGCCCAGGGCGAGAGCGUCACCGGCCUGAUGCAGCUGGAUGUGGCUCUUCUUCGAGCCCAGCUCCGUGGCUCCAAGCUGCUCGACGCCCUACGGAUCUACAGGCAAGGGUACCCCGAUCACAUGGUCUUCUCGGAGUUUCGUCGCCGCUUUGACGUGCUCACGCCCCACCUGACCAAGAAGCACGGCCGCAACUACAUUGUCACGGACGAGAAGAGGGCUGUAGAAGAGCUGCUGGAAUCUUUGGAUCUUGAGAAGAGCAACUACCACAUGGGUCUGAGCAGGGUGUUCUUCAGAGCCGGCACACUGGCCAAGCUCGAGGAGCAGCGAGACGAUCAGACUCGCCGUAACAUUGCCCUGUUCCAGGCAGCCUGCAGGGGAUACCUGGCAAGACAAUCCGUCAAGAAGAGAAAGCCACAGGUGAGCCACAGGGACGUAGAGACGGAAAAGCGUCUGAGAAAGGACCUGAAACGCACCAAGGCCCUGCUGGUCGACGCUCAGAUCAUGCUGGACCACCUAAAGAACAACGCGCCCAGCAAGCGCGAGAUAACACAGCUCAAAAGCCAGCUGGAGGAGUCAGAGUUCACCUGUGCGGCCGCCGUCAAGGCCCGCAAGUCCAUGGAGGCCGAGAUCGAGGACCUGCACGUCCAAAUGGACGACAUCUCCAAAGCUAAAAGCGCUUUGGAGGAGCAGCUGAGUCGGGUGCAGCGGGAGAAGAACGAGCUGCAGUCGCGCAUGGAAGAGGACCAGGAGGACAUGAACGAGCUGAUGAAGAAGCACAAGGCCGCCGUCGCCCAGUCAUCCCAGAACCUGGCUCAGAUCAGCGAUCUCCAGAGCCAGCUAGAGGAAGCCAUGAAGGAGAAGCAGGAGAUCCAGGAGAAGCUCCAGUCCCUGCAGAGCCAGCUGGAUUUCCAGGAGCAGUCCAUGGUGGAGAAGUCGCUGGUCAGCAGACAGGAGGCCAAGAUCCGCGAGCUGGAGACCAAGCUGGAGUUCGAGAAGACUCAGGUCAAGCGUCUAGAGAGCCUGGUCAGCCGGCUGAAGGAGAACGUGGAGAAGCUGACGGAGGAGCGAGACCAACGGACGGCCGGGGAGGGACGGGAGAGGGAGCAGAACAAGCGCAUGCAACGGCAGAUCCGGGACAUCAAAGAGGAGAUCGCCGAGCUGGCCAAGAAAGAGUCUGAGGCCAGCCGCAAGAAGCAUGAGCUGGAAAUGGACAUCGAGAGCUUGGAAGCCGCCAAUCAGAGCCUGCAGGCGGAUCUUAAACUCGCUUUCAAAAGGAUCGGCGACCUGCAGGCCGCCAUCGAGGACGAAAUGGAGAGCGACGACAAUGAGGACCUCAUUAACAGUUUACAAGACAUGGUGACAAAAUACCAGAAAAGAAAGAAUAAAACUGAGGGGGGUUCAGGGACAGACUCUGAGGUGGAGGACCGCGUCGAUGGCGUCAAGUCCUGGCUGUCCAAAAACAAGGGCUCUGCCAAGAACCUGUCCGACGAUGGGAGCCUAAAGAGUUCCAGAUACGCCAUCAACGUAGAUGGCAAGGAAGGGAAGGAGGGCAAAGAGGGCAAAGAAUGGAAAGAUAGUAAUGGCAAAGAAGUAGAGCAGAGCAGACCUGUGUCCGUGAUGAGUUCACUCAGCUACAGGAAGCGCACUAGCUUGAAAGACUCCAUAGGGGGCCAGGGAGACGACAGCUCCCUCUUUAGCGCCCUGAAGGAGCAGUCGGAGUGCCAGGACCUGUCCGCGUUCCGCAAGGCGAAGGCAAAGUCCUCUGACGGCCCAGAUGACGCCCACUCUGUCAGUUCCUGGAGAAGAUCCCAAGCCGGGGACGAGCUGGAUGACCGAAGCUCUGUCAUUUCUCACGCCUACUCUGAGGCCACCAGCCGGGCCAAGAAGGGGCUGGACAGCCGUUGGUCCGAGUUCGACAAGGAGUCCACAGUCUCCUCAUUUGCUCCGAGCCGGGCUUCUGCCCGUCGUGGGCUGGACUUGGAUGAAGACGGAAAGUCUUCCUUCAGCUUCGGGGCCUCCAGUCCCCACAGCCUGCGGCGCAGCAACUCCUCCCGCCUGGACGACCGACGGAGCGACACCUAUAGCUCAGCUGUCAGCCCCAGCCUCAGCAGGCGUUCAGGGGGGCGCAGCCCUGGCAGUGUGAGUCGCGCCGACUCCCGCAUGUCCCUGAGCCGCAGCUGCCGGCUCAGCGAGUUUGAUGAUGACGCCAUGAGCGUGGCGUUUAGCGAAGGCCGCUCCAGUGCCUACAGCCCCCACUCAUCUGGACGAAGCUUUUCCAUGCCGCCUCAAGCCCGGGCCACGGAUGCGACCCCCCCCGACACAUCUGAUAUCAAGCCUGUUGCCCACCGGAACUACCUGGAUCCGGAUCUGGAGGCAGCCAUUAACGAGGUUCUGAGCUUCAAGCCCAUCAAGUUCAAGAGGCGGAGCUUGGAAGACUCAGCAGAGGAGGGAGAAGGCGGGGAACCGGGCAAGGAUGAUGAGGACCGCCGAAGCGUGCGGAGUGCCAAGAGCUCCCAGGGUGACCGCGAGGCCGGCCAAGGCUCCUCCGGCGUGCAUCGCUCCGCCUCGGCCCUGGAAUUCAGCCGCUCAACCAGCAGCUGCAGUGGUCACAGCAGCCGUAGCCACAAGACCAAGAAGAAGAAGAAGAGGAGCCGAGGGUCGCACAGCUCCUCACCGGACGAGCGCCGCAAGAAGGGCUCCAAGAAGAAGUCAAAGAAGAAGUCCAAGAAGAAGGAGACCGACUCAGAGUCGUCCUCGUCUGAGUCGUCGUCCUCGCAAUCAGAGUCGGAUUCCUCCAGCUCUGGGGCCUCCACGAUCUCUUACCGCAGCUCCAGCAGCAUCAAAAAGGGUCCUGGCCGGCCGGCCUCCGGCUGCGAGGAGGAUGACGACCCGACAGCCUCAGCGGGGGGCCCACCGCUCAGCAAAAAAGAAGAGAAGAAGCGGAAAAAGAAGGUGGACAACCUGAUGAUGAAGUACCUCUACAGGCCUGACAAUGAAAGCCCGCCAUCCAAUCGAAAGAGAUUUGGCCUGGAUAGAUCUGACGAAGAGGAGGAAGAUGAGGAAAAAAAGGAAGGGGGGGCGUCUCGCAGCUCCUACCGCCCCCGAUACUCCCGCCGCAGCUACCUGAACGAUGGCGACAGCGAAGGAAAGCCGUCGGAAACAACAGCGUAGCAGCUACCCCCUGCCAUGAACAAUCCCCAGCACGCCUUGCCUGCCCCCAUUCACCCACGUGGAAGAACAGACACCCCACUUUUUGCAGUUCCACAGACUGAUACCCCUACUACUUUAGACCAUGCCCUGCCGUGCCCUACCACCAGCAUGGCAACCUGAUCCAAGGGCUCGUAGUGCAUGUAGACCCCACCAUGUCACGAUCAUGAACUCGCAACCACUAGUCUUCUAACCUGGAAUAUGAAAUUGUGACAUUGGUGUAAUGUGUUUUAUUUUUUUACAAUCUGCGGCUCGCGUCGGAUUUCGAAGCUUUAAACGGCUUUUGCGGUCACACCCAGGAUUCUGAGGUGGAGUUUUGGCUCGUUCUGUCUGGCCUCCACUGUCCUUCCAGAAACCAGCUCAUCAGUGAUGCUUUUUAACUGCUCGACUUUUUUUUUUUUUUGUUUGUUUUUUUGAUAAUCGCCCCUCUCGACUGCUUGUCAAAAGCCUGAACCCCCCGCCCCCCACCCCACCACACCUCGGCCCCUUGUUAUUGAGCCAAAGAACCAGAGGAUAUUUGGCUUCACAUUGGCAGGAGACUCUGGCUGCACACAUAACGCAAAUCAAUAAAUAAAUACAUAAAUAAAAGAUAAGGUUAAGUACCAAAACACUUCUGUUGUAAGUACAUGUGUACAAUUGUUCUUAUUGUCUCCUUACUCGGAGUCUCAGAAAAAGCAGCAUUAGGGCAGAGCGGUGCUGGUUUUUGGAAAAAAGGUGUUUUUCCUGCAUCUGGGCCCCCUGUAGCCUUGCUAAAAUUCCCACAUCGUCGUCGGACUGGGCUUCUGGUGUCUCUCUCCUGUUUAUUUGUUGGAAUUAUUUCGCAAAGCUGGCAGCUGGGGGAAAUGCAGAGGAUGCGCGCACGUAAACGGGUGGCCCUUAUUUAUAUAUGGUUUUUCUUUCUCCCCUUUUCGGCUUGACGUGUAAGAAGUGAUUUGCUUGGACAGGCUCGGCGUACAGUGGCAGCAUAGGAAAUUGAACUCUGGGCUCCCCUGGUUUCCUGUAAUAUGCUUUGUCUUGCUCUCCUUUAGCUUGGAGGAUUGGUUUCUGCUAAGAGUCUUUGGCUCAGGUUCCUGCUUUCCGCACCCCCCCCCCCCCCCCCCCCCCCCCCCAUCCCUUCAAGCUUUUCGCCAUUUGAUUUGCUUUGUUUUCCAGAGGGAACGUACUCGGCACUGGGCACAGCGUGUCAGAGUGCUAGUCUGUCUCUUGUUCCCUUCUCCUGCCAGUGGUGAUGGCAGAAUACAGGACAACAAAUGGUCACUGGGCCCUUAUCUCUGGCCCUUUCCUGGCCAAAUUUUAAAACCUCUGAUAGUUGCCUGUUCUACACCAGUCACUUUGCCUAUGCUGGCGAAAAGGGGAGUGUCUGUGUGACAUUUUACACUGUGAAAUCCUUUGAGGAUUUUUUUGAAGCAGACUGAUUGACACAGACGAUGUGCCAGUUUCUUGACCGUACUUGUGGGAUUAUAGUAGACUGAGUUGCCGUUUAUUGAGGAAAAGACGACGCAAGAGGAUGCUUCGUACAUGUACUUUAUAAUUAUUGUUCAUAUUGAGUACAAUUAUCGUAGCGAACGUCAACUUUACAUGGGGUACACUGCGAAUGAAAAAUUCACGGACGUGCGUCUGUUUGCAUACGUCUUCGGAUUUAAAAAAAAAAAAAAUGUUUGUCUCCAAACUAUAACAUAAACUCCUCUCCUGUUGUUUUCUAUGCUUUCAAUAAUCACUUUAAUUUGAAAUCUAGCAUUUCACAAAGAACUGAGGCAAAAAACAAUAAAGAAAAUGUCCAUAGACAUAACUCUACUGGCUGUGCACAUUAAUAUAUAUAUAUAUAAUCUGUGUGAUUCAUUCUAGCUCUCCAUUAUUUUCUUACUGAAAUUGCCUCUUGUUAAAAUAAUCGUUUGCUUUACAGUUAAAUGUAAAUAAAUGAUGGCCAAUGUUUUAGAAAUGUUA
Molecule: messenger RNA, 8668 nt
Organism: Brienomyrus brachyistius
Lineage: Eukaryota; Metazoa; Chordata; Actinopteri; Osteoglossiformes; Mormyridae
Product: unconventional myosin-XVIIIa-like
Cellular component (GO): myosin complex
Molecular function (GO): cytoskeletal motor activity; ATP binding; protein binding
Source: RefSeq, a predicted model, not a curated record